This is a messenger RNA of Letharia columbiana, 744 nucleotides long. RefSeq lists its product as uncharacterized. NCBI's taxonomy places the organism in Eukaryota, Fungi, Ascomycota, Lecanoromycetes, Lecanorales, Parmeliaceae. Bases 1 to 744 code for a protein of 247 amino acids. The transcript has a single exon. The record is from RefSeq and is a predicted model, not a curated record.
AUGGCUCCCACCCCCUCAUCCUCCAUGGAUCAACAUCAUCCCUUAACAAUUGCCUCUGCCUCCAACCCCACCUCCAACCCCGCCCCCUCCGCUGCCCGCAUCCGCGAGAACCAACGCCGUUCCCGAGCCCGCCGGAAAGAAUAUCUGCAAGAAUUGGAGCAUAAGCUUACAAAGUGUGAACAGGCGGGAGUCAGAGCUAGUGUGGAUAUACAGCUUGCAGCUAGAGGGGUGGCGGAGGAUAAUAAGAGGCUCAAGGAGGAGAACAGGAGAUUGAAGGAAGAAGGGGAGAAAUUGAGGAGGGAGAAUGAGAGGAUGAGGGCGAAUCUGGAUGGGAACCAGCAAGAACGUGCGGGAGCUUCAAAAGGGGGAAAAUCCGUGGCUGGAGCAUCAUCUCAUGGAAUCCAAGAUGCAGAAGCCGAGGCUCCUUCUCAGUUGCGAGAUUCCACAGACCGUCAGCAGCCGACCACUAGGACCGAGGGCGAAGAGAUCUACACACAGCUUACUCCAAUCCCGACAGAAUCAUCAUCGGAAGUCUCGUGCAUCCGCCAAAACGAUCAGAUGGUACUGGGUGACGAUACUUCAUCCUGCGAAUACGCAGCGCACAUCAUCACCAGCAUGAGAGCGGAUAUCAGCACUGAUGAUGUACGAGCUGAUCUAGGUUGUGGUGGCGAUAUCAGAGAAUGGCGAAAGUGCAAGGUGGAUAAUUCGAAGCUUUUCGUUGCUGUGGAUCGGUAUACUGGAUGA